Messenger RNA from Contarinia nasturtii (swede midge), 1686 nucleotides. Its product is annotated as cyclin-K-like. NCBI's taxonomy places the organism in Eukaryota, Metazoa, Arthropoda, Insecta, Diptera, Cecidomyiidae. Gene Ontology annotation, molecular function: cyclin-dependent protein serine/threonine kinase activator activity. Gene Ontology annotation, biological process: positive regulation of DNA-templated transcription, elongation; regulation of transcription by RNA polymerase II. The record is from RefSeq and is a predicted model, not a curated record. The transcript is spliced from 3 exons. The coding region runs from base 144 to 1448 and encodes 434 amino acids. Gene Ontology annotation, cellular component: nucleus; cyclin/CDK positive transcription elongation factor complex.
UCGUACACGGAUGGUGUUAAAUUGUGUAAAAUUGAGAAUAUAUUUUUUUUGAGUUUUAUUUUUGUAAUAUUUUUUAAAGAAUGCAUGAUUACAAACAAAACGAACGAUUUUGACAAAAAAUACGGUUGUAUAUUGCAUUGUAUAUGAAUUUUAUUAAAAGUAUUGACCAAGUUAGUGGAAAUAUAAAGUGUUUAAAAAUUGAAUUAAAAAAAAUGCCGUUUUGGUAUUACGAUAAAAAAGAACUCCGGACAAACACACCCUCAAUUCGUGAUGGCUUGGAAUGUGAAACGGAACGACGUUAUCGAAAGGAAGGUGCACGAUUUAUCAUGCAAUGCGGCACAUCAAUGGGACUGGGUCACAAUACAGUCGCAACUGGAGUUGUUUACUUCCACCGAUUUUACAUGUUUCAUUCAUUUAAAACGUUUCCACGUUAUGUAACGGCAUGUUGUUGCCUAUUCUUAGCGGGAAAAGUCGAAGAAACACCGAAAAAAUGCAUGGACAUAAUAAAAACAGCACGUACAUUGCUGCAAGAUCCAAAAUUCAAGUCAUUCGGUGAUGAUCCAAAAGAAGAAGUGAUGACACUUGAACGAAUUCUUUUACAAACCAUCAAAUUUGAUCUUCAAGUUGAGCAUCCUUAUAAUUUCCUUUUGAAAUAUGCAAAGUGUUUAAAGGGAGAUAAAUCAAAACUUCAACAAAUGGUGCAAAUGGCAUGGAAUUUUGUAAACGAUUCAUUGAGUACGACGGUUUGCCUGCAAUGGGAACCGGAAAUAAUAGCAGUUGCCAUGAUUCAUUUGGCGAGUAAAUUGACUAAAUUCAACGUUGACGAUUGGGUCGGCAGAACUGAUAUACAUUACCGAUGGUGGGACAUGUUUGUUGCUGAUAUUACAAUGGAACUACUCGAAGAUAUUUGCCAUCAAGUAUUAGAUUUAUACCAACCGAAUCAAAGUAGUGUUGAGAGUCCACCACAACAGCCAGCGAGUAAAGCAAGUCCACCGACAACAAAACGCAUUCCAAGCUCACCAAUGAUUAAAAAAUCACCAAACACGGCUCCAACACAGCCGCCGCCACCAUCUAGUGUCAAACCGGCCAAUCCGAUUGUGGUGCCACCAGUACAAACGGUUGACAAUUCAUUGGAUAAUCAACCAAUUCCGAAAUUAAUCACAACGAACGAAAAUGUCCACUAUUCAUAUGCAUCAACGUAUGGAGCGAUUUACGCUCAACAAUCUUAUCACAAUGUUACAGCAGGACCAACGAUGCCAACGGCUCCUGCUAUGCAUCCCGUACAAAAUAACAUGUAUCCAACGCAAUAUCCACAACCAGCAAUGCCACCAACCAUUCAACCAGCUACAAUGCAACAAUUUCAACAAUCAAAUACAGCUGCUGCCUACUAUCAACCACCACCACCACCACCAUCUAGUUCCAGGAAUUAUUACCACGGUCCAACGUGAAAAUUAACAUCAUACACGAUCUCAAAUCAAUUUCUAAAACCGACCAAUAUGCUAUUUUACUAAUUAAUACUUACUGAAUAGUAUUUUCUUUCUUUCUUUAUGUCAACACAUUUAGAAUAUCGUUCUUUAACGUUUUCUUAAUUUAACGUUUACUAAUUUUAACAAUGAAAAUUCAUACCUAAAAUAUGACGAGAAAAAAAAUGUUCACUUUUAUUUCAAUAAAUUGUUGGAAGCAAAG